Ectocarpus siliculosus is the source of this 3365-nucleotide messenger RNA. The record is from the annotation of a GenBank genome assembly. Lineage: Eukaryota; Phaeophyceae; Ectocarpales; Ectocarpaceae.
AUGCCACCGCUGAGGGACUUCUCUGAUACACCUGCCAUGAGCAUGGCCCCUUCGGCUGGUCAAGAUUUGGAGCUCGGCAGCCACAGUGGGCCAGCGGAGCCCGUGGGCAAACUCUGGGACUCCCCCGGCCAGGAGAAGGUGGACUUCCGUUUUCGCGACGUGCGCUAUAGCGUAGAGGUGUCCAAAACGAAGGCGUCUCUGAUGGGGGGCGAGGCCGGGGUGAAGCAGAUCCUGAAGGGCGUCAGCGGAGCGGUGGAGUCUGGGCAGAUCUUGGCCAUCAUCGGCUCUAGCGGAGCGGGCAAGACAUCCCUGCUCGACGUGCUCGUCGGAAAGGUAUCAGCCGGCACGAAGGGGCUGGACAUCACGGGAGAUGUAACCGUCAACGGGAAGUCGAUGUCCAAGUCCUUCUUCUUGGAGAACGCCGCUUACGUUCCUCAGGAAGACCGCCUGUGGAGUGCUCUCACAGGAGAGUGCAACAAGCGCGUGGACAAGGUGCUCGCCAGCUUGGGGCUCGAGGGAUGCCAGCACACCAAGGUCGGCAACGUCUUUCUUAAGGGUGUUUCCGGCGGCCAGAAGCGGCGCACUUCGAUUGGCGUCGAGCUCGUCGUCCAGCGCAAGAUUCUCUUCCUGGAUGAACCGACGUCAGGACUGGACGCGGCUUCUGCCUCCGAGAUCAUGGCUUUGCUAAAGCGCCUGGCGUCCGAGACCGGUGUGAUCAUCAUCACGAGCGUGCACCAACCGUCCAGCCGCGUGUUCAACAGUUUCGAUCAGGUGAUUCUGUUGACGAUGGGGCAGACGGCCUACUUCGGGCCGGCGGUGGACAGCCUCCAACACUUCGCUAGCUUGGGGCACGAGCCGCAGGGCCUGGUGAACCCGGCAGACUACCUUCUAGAGAUCACCAACUCCGACUUCAGCGAUAAAAAGGCCGUGCAGCGGCUGGCCGAUGUGUGGAAGGAGACGCCGGCGUGCCGAGCGCUAAACGCUCGUAUUGAAGCACCCCUCUCUCCGCCACUGACGGAGGGAUCAAAGGCUGGCUGGUUCUCCGCUGCCCUGCAGCUCCGUGAACUUGUCGCCAGGGCCUCGAUGAACAGCGUGAGGGACCCCGCCGCCUACGCCCUGAGGUACUACCAGGUGGAGAACACCCAGGAGGACAUCCUCAACCGGGUGUUUCUGAUCCUCUGGAUCAAUGCCUUCAACUCGUACAUGGACAUGGCGGCCAUUCCCGUCUUCGAGCAGGAGAAGGACGCGGUGGUGAAAGAAGUACAGAACGGGCAGUACGGGAUAGCGGGGUUCUGUGUCGCCAAUGCGGUCGUGCAAGCUCCCUUCGUGUUGUUGAUCGCGUUGUGCUGCAGCACGCCCGUGUACUGGAUCACUGACAUGAACGACGACCCUGUGAGGUAUCUCCAGUUCGUGCUGGUGAUGUUCCUCAUGCUGUUCGUCGUCGAGAGCCUGGCCCAGCUUGUUGGAGUCGUUGUCAAGAACUUCGUCCUCGGGAUCGCCGUUUUCGCCAGCUUUCUGUCCAUGUUCUUCAUCUUCAACGGGUUCUUCAUCGACCCCGACAACAUGCCCGACUUUUGGCUGUGGCUCUACUGGAUAUCUCCUCUCAGGUACUCGUGGGAGGCGAUGGCGAAGAUCGUCAUCGACGGCCAGACCUACGCAGGGUUGGAUACCUGUGUCACCUGCUACGGCACGACCGGCGAGCAGGUGCUGGACUCGCUUAGCAACGGCGGGACUAACCUUAACGACGUGAGCAUCGCGGCGUGGUGCGGCGCGCUGGUUGGUUUGGCCCUGGUCUGGAGGGUGAUCCACUACGUGGCCCUCAAGCGUUCCAUUUUUUGAAGCCUGACGGCCUCGGGUUCGUGUGACCAUGGGUAUGUGUGAGCUUGUACUUUCGUCCCAUGUGGUCCUGGCACCAAUCUACAACUUCCCUGUAGGCCUUUGCCUUGGGGGAAAGGUAACACGGAUCGUGUAUGGCGGCGAGAUACCAACUGCGUGUGAUUCUUCGUGGCACCAUUUGUCCAGUUGGCGCUGUUGAAGUUGAUGGUGGUGGAUUUGGAGCGCCUAAUCUCGGCACGGUUCCAUUGGCAGCACUCUUGACUAUUUGUCGUGCGGACUCGCAGUCGGCAAUGAUAAUCAUUAUGAUGGCUUCCCCCGAACAGGCGCAGGUGAUUGCGCCCCACCCCCCCAAUCCAAUCCUUCCCAAGGAGCAAGCGCAUUUGAGUUCUACAGUCAGCCUUGCCUUGUUCAGAUGGAAGAACCUGUAUAGCAUAAAAUAACGUGUCUUCGCUUCGCGGCGGCUGCUAGUCUGCAGCCCUAGCCGCUUCGAUAAUAGUCGCCCGACGUUGCGAAAACAGGGUUCUAUAAAUUUGAGGAACGCUGCCAGAGUUCGUUCGGGCCGAGGUUUCCCAUGCGAGAAGGAGGGCUGAGAUAGGUGAUCUCGGGGCGAAACACACAAUAAUGCACUAUCAAUCUUCAACAUUUUUUCUGUGUUGUUCGUUUGCCGAUAUUGGGAGUUGGAAAGAGAGGCAUGGAGUCGGAAUCAAUAUUUCAUUCUUGCCACAAGUAUUUUGUCGUCUACUGUUGUUACUCGUAUGUUGAGGUAGCCGGCAUGUCGUUUCACCUUAUUCUCCCUUCGGACGUGAAAAGGUGCCCGUGAGAUGGAAAAAUGACCACCACAGCAAGCUUCACAGAAGUUGUUUUUGCUUGAGAGGGGGGUGGGGUAUCGCGAGUCUGUCCAAUUUUGAGGUGCACAGGCCCUGUUCUUAUUGUUGUCUGGAUGGGGGCCUCUCUGUUUCCUCUUGUGGUAAUAAGCUGUUUUUUCUGCAUGUUGCUGUUUUUAUCGCCUUCCGGGUUCGAUCGUCCACCAGUCUAUCUUGACUGAGGGUUUUCUGCGUCAACAUAUAAGUUUAGUUUCCGUUCAAUUUUUUGAGGUGUGUGUGUGCCCUUUUGGGGGUAGUUGGUCUGUGACUACAGAAGGGGCCCGAGUCCGGUGGACCAGUAGAUAUUAUUAGAAGGUACGGAGUAGAGACCGGAACGACUUUGAAAUGCGAAGACAACAACCUAACAACAACAAGCCGCAGGUAUUGGUUUUUGAUUCAUAUGACUUUAGUUUUCUGUGUGCGCACCUCAGCGGAGCACGUACGGUGCAGCGGGGAACCUGUGAACUUGCUUGUCUUCUACGGUUGUUUUAUUUUUAUUGUUCUAUUAGGCAUUGUGAUAAAUCAACGCGACGGGUAUCGUCGGCGUUGCCUGUCUGAAGCUGAUUUGUUUUUUGCGGGUUUAUUUACAUAGCUGUUGGCUGAGUGUACUGCGUUGUUGGUAGAUCACCAACCGACGGCGGAUGGAAACAAGAAAAGGAACACAAC